UUCUACUGAUAAAAAAGAUGGCGGAUCAUUCGGUUGAGAUUACCGAGGGCUGUCGACUUCCCGUGCUGCGAAAAAAUCAAGAACAUGAAGACGAAUGGCCUUUGGCUGAAAUUCUCAGUGUUAAAGACAUUUCUGGAAAAAAGCUCUACUAUGUCCACUAUAUUGACUUCAAUAAGCGCCUGGAUGAAUGGGUUACUCCAGACCGACUGGAUAUUAAGAAGCUCCAAUUUCCCAAGAAGGAGGCAAAGACUCCAAUGAAGAAUGGGCUGCCUGGGUCUCGCCCAAGCUCUCCAGAGAGAGACGUGAAGAAGAGUCUAGAUCUCCAUGUUCAGUCUGCUUCAGCUACUUCAAGAGGCAAAACCCUCCCCACACCGGUACAGAAGAUCCCUGCCCGUUCUUUUUUUGCCAGUCAAUCUGUACAGAAAGAGUUUAUGAUGAACGAGCUGAAUAUGGUAAAGAUGUUCCAGAAUAACAGCCCUCGCUGCUCUACCGUCUAUUUGCUGCCAGGAGAGGACUCUCAGGACAGUUCAGAUGGAAUCCCAUCUGCCCCGCGCAUGACCGGUAGCUUGGUGUCCGACCGCAGUCAUGAUGACAUUGUGACACGAAUGAAGAACAUAGACUGUAUUGAGCUGGGCCGGCACAGACUGAAGCCUUGGUACUUCUCUCCAUACCCACAGGAGCUCACCUCUCUGCCCAUUCUCUACCUCUGUGAAUUCUGCCUCAAAUACCUCAAAAGCCUCAAAUGUCUCCAAAGACACUUGACAAAAUGCAACCUUCGGCAUCCACCAGGAAAUGAGAUAUACCGCAAAGGAACCAUCUCCUUUUUUGAAAUAGAUGGCAGAAAAAACAAGGCAUAUUCCCAAAAUUUGUGUUUAUUGGCCAAAUGCUUCCUGGACCAUAAGACCCUGUACUACGACACAGAUCCUUUCCUUUUCUAUGUUAUGUCGGAGUAUGACUCAAAGGGUUUCCAUAUAGUUGGCUACUUCUCAAAGGAGAAGGAAUCAACAGAAGACUAUAACGUGGCCUGUAUCCUGACCUUGCCACCUUAUCAGAGAAGAGGCUAUGGCAAACUACUAAUUGAGUUCAGUUAUGAGCUCUCAAAGGUGGAAGGAAAGACCGGCACCCCAGAGAAACCUCUGUCUGAUUUGGGCCUGCUCUCGUACCGUUCAUACUGGUCCCAGACCAUUCUGGAGAUACUCAUGGACCUCAAAUCAGAGAAUGGAGAGCGGCCACAGAUCACCAUCAAUGAAAUUAGCGAGAUCACAAGUGUCAAGAAAGAGGAUGUGAUAUCAACUCUUCAAUACCUCAACCUCAUCAAUUAUUACAAGGGUCAAUAUAUCCUCACCUUGUCUGAGGACAUAGUGGAAGGUCACGAGCGUGCCAUGCAGAAACGCCACCUCCGCAUUGAUCCCAAAUGCUUGCAUUUCACUCCUAAAGACUGGAGCAAGAGGGGCAAGUGGUGAGGUACAAAGGAGGGCCGCUAGCUCACAGAUACAGACAGGAAUUAAAACCAACAUAAAUAAUGUAAAUGGUCUUGUAUUUAUGUACUUUUAUAGUUUUUAUAUAAAGCAUUUGUCUAAAAAUAUCGAGCCACCUCAAAAAUGUAACUAAAUGU
Sinocyclocheilus rhinocerous is the source of this 1615-nucleotide messenger RNA. RefSeq names its product histone acetyltransferase KAT5-like. The record is from RefSeq and is a predicted model, not a curated record. NCBI's taxonomy places the organism in Eukaryota, Metazoa, Chordata, Actinopteri, Cypriniformes, Cyprinidae. Gene Ontology annotation, molecular function: histone H4K16 acetyltransferase activity. The transcript has 13 exons. Bases 18 to 1463 code for a protein of 481 amino acids. Gene Ontology annotation, cellular component: NuA4 histone acetyltransferase complex. Gene Ontology annotation, biological process: regulation of DNA-templated transcription; double-strand break repair via homologous recombination.